CGGCAGUAGUGACACCUAGCGGUCGAUCGCUGAAGUGCGGCUGCAGACAGAUACAAUUGCCUCAGCGAGGUCAAUGAGCACAGCGCCGCCCUGCGAGUCUGGUUGGGAAAAUCUGUCUGAAUAGGACAAUGAAGUAGAAUGAGUGCAUACUUGAUUUAAAAUACACAGGUCCGUAGCGAUCUGUUUUGUGAGUAGCUGGUUUGUGUAAGAGUCCGCCUGGGUGAAACUACGAGCCGCCGAGGACGUAAUCGUGAACAAGAGCCACUUGGCUCUCUCGCCCCCACAAGGCAGGAAGGCAGGCUGCCUUUUCGCUACGAGCCAAAUCAAAUCCCCGGGGGAGGGGGGACGUGGAUCGCGGCGGACCGGCAAAGAUCUUGGAAGCAGCUUGGGCGACAUUGAACUCUCCGAGACGCAUCGAGGCGGCUGACUGAAUGCCUCUCCUCCCGUCAUUGUGUUGACAAUUAGCCGGGCAAUUAGCCAGCUAACUUUAGCCUCGCCAGGGCCCCAAUUGUGCUGCUGCUGCUGCUGUUUCAUCCAGCCUUUGACUGUGCCAGCCGGAGGACUAUGGACUUUCCGAGCCACUUUGAGCAGAUCUUCCGGCAGCUCAACUAUCAGAGGCUGCACGGUCAGCUGUGCGAUUGUGUCAUCGCGGUGGGCGGCCGACAUUUCAAGGCCCAUCGCUCCGUGCUGGCAGCCUGCAGCACCCACUUCAGAGCCUUGUUCACGGUCGCAGAUGGGGACGGCGGCAUGAAUAUGAUCCAGCUGGACAGCGAGGUGGUGACAGCGGAGGCGUUUGCCGCCCUGGUGGACAUGAUGUACACGUCCACGCUAAUGCUGGGAGAGAGCAACGUGAUGGACGUCCUGCUGGCCGCCUCCCAUCUGCACCUCAACAAUGUGGUCAAAGCCUGCAAACACUACCUGACCACACGAACCCUGCCCAUGUCCCCUUCGGGUGACAGAGCCCCGCCUCACCGCCAGCAAGAGCAGCAGAGGCACAGGCAGCACGCGGCAGCCUUGGUGAACCCCGCUUUAGCCGCCGAUGCUAACCUGGCCGCAACUGCCGCCACCUCAAAGUUGCAGCGCUCCUUCUUGCUGCAGCAGCUCGGCCUUAGCUUGGUGAGCUCCGCUUUAGGCGGGAUGGAGGACGACGGCUUGGGCAGCAGAGCGGCGGAACAGAGAGAGUCGUUCCCUAUUCGCCGCUUCCACAAGCGCAAAGCCUCACCGGCCCUAUCGGAGGAGAGGCCCAGACAGAGGCAGCGGCCGUCUGCUCCGAAUUUGGGGUUACUUUCGGAAGAGGGGGGGAACGCAGACCGAGUGGAAGGAGCGCUCCUCUCGCCAGACUCCCACAAGAUGGGGGACGACUCCAAACUGGACGCGAGCAUGCUACGCGCCCCUCAGGACGAUCCUCAGAUGCCGAGCCAGUCGGACGGCGGGCGGUGUGAGGGGGACGCCGCGGGGAUGAUGCAGGGAGGGGUGGGCAAGGAGGAGGACAUGGAGGAUGACGACCGCAAGACCAACAGAGUCAAGAUCAAAUCGGGAAGCGAGGAAGAGGAGGAGGCAGAACAGAAGGUUCUGGUCAAACAAGAGCCGCUGAGCUCGCCCGAGCCCGCGGACGAAAUCAGCGACGUGACGUCGCAGGCUGAAGGCAGCGACCCGGCCGAGCCGGCGAGCCAGGAGGAAGAGGAGAAAGUGGAGCCGAGUCCCGAGAGCAGCGACCGCAGCUUCGCCUCGGAACCGCAGCCCAGCUCCGACUCGCUGCUGCGGUCCGGCUCCCAGCUUCUGCUCAAGAGCGGCAUGGGAGGAGGCGGGGGAGGCUUUGCUUGUAGUAACGCCUUAAACGGCAAACCUGAUUUUACUAUUUCCAGCUUCCUCGGCCCAAAGAAUUUUGGGAGCGGCACCGGGGUCUUGAUGGGUGGAGAGGAUGACCUUCCCAACACCACCACUGGUGAUGCUGUUGCUCAUAACUUCCUGUUGAGGCAAGAGGCUUCUGGACCGUCCGGUUCUGCCCCAUCCACUUUGCUGCAAUCCAGUCCAGGCAGCAGUGAAGGCCGCACCCGUUUCGGAAACAACUUACAGGCUGAUUCCCUCUUCCUUCACCCCCUUUGUGACACUUAUGGGAACCCCAGAGGAAGUGGGGGUAGUGGAGGGUGUGGAGGAGUUGAUCCAUUUGGUUUGGACUUCCAGCGCUCCAACCUGGGGUUCCAUUCCGUGGAGCGACCUCAACGGGGUGCCAGUGGAGCCACGCCCACCGUCCUGAGCUACCCCGGCUUCAGGCGCAUGGCCCCAAAGAUGAGCGACAGCAUGGGGAGGGACGGGGGCGGCGCCCUCCAGGACUCCGCCUCUUCCUCGUCCAGCCUGGUGAGCCCCAUGCUCCUCAGCGAGUCUUCGGGGUACGACAUGGCGGGCGGCAGGCCCACCUCCCUCCCGCCUCAGCUGACUCGAGCCUCUGCGGACGUGCUGUCCAAGUGCAAGAAGGCUUUGUCGGAGCACAACGUCUUGGUGGUGGAGGGCGCGCGCAAAUACGCCUGCAAGAUCUGCUGUAAAACCUUCCUGACGCUGACCGACUGCAAGAAACACAUCCGAGUGCACACGGGAGAGAAGCCCUACGCGUGCCUCAAGUGCGGCAAACGUUUCAGCCAAUCGUCACACCUCUACAAGCAUUCAAAGACCACCUGUCUUCGCUGGCAGAACAGCAACAUGUCCAACGCCCUCCUCUAAAAGCGUGUGUCGUUCCCACGAAGGAUGGUUGAAGCCAGUCUUAAUCCCGGAGCACCGAGAAUGGUGGUGGCCAGUUUUGUCUUCAACUAAGUUAGCUAAGGACAUGAUAAUGUCAAAGCAUGUCUGGUAAAAUGUAAUUUUUAUUGGCCUAUUAAGUUACACGGUGUUGAUACGUAGUGGAGCUUUACGUGCAACCCAGAGACUUGAGCAAACGGUGAAUUACGUCAUCUGUUAAAUCAACUGAACCCCAACUCGAGGGCCAAGGGGAUGCAUUUGCGCCUUUGACUUUUGAAUUUGCUGAUGGGACUUUAACCCUUGGCUACCACAGAAGUGCACCUGUCCGGUAAAAAGUGUGGUAUCUUGCAUCCAGCCUUUAGUUUAGGAAAUAUUAUCACAGUUCACUGGAAAAGGCAAAAUGCACUUUAUUUUGCAUUUCGAAGGAUGACUAGACUCUCUAGCCUUAAUUGUUACUGACGGGGAAUGAAAGUAAAGCGAGGUCAGCGUUGCAUGAAAGAAAACUGCCAUCCGGCGAGAUUUCAGAAAUUUAAAUAUCGAGCAUUUGUGGAUCAAGAUAGCAUUUUUGUUUGUUUCUUUGUUUUUUGUUUUUCCUCUCUCCGAUAAAGUCAGCGUAUUCGUUUAGUGUACUUCAUUCAAUGCUUUUAAACGUGUCUUAUGCAACUCACAUUGUGCUUGUGUUACACAGACAAAUCAUUGCUUUUCUAGCAAAUAAGAGUGAUUUGCUUUUUAAAUUAUAUAACUUUUAAGGUGGGCGAUUUGAAGUGGACCAUUCAGCCCACUGACCUUUAAAAAAAAAAGAGAGAGAGAGAGAAACAUUUCUCAUUGCUUUUGCACCAAUUAUGUGUUAAUGAAUGUGACCGAUUGACUAAUCAUCCAAGGCUGCUUGUUGCUUGUCCAACGUUCAAAUCACGGAACCUUAUUAAAGAUGCCAGAAGUCUGGCAGGUUGUAAAUAGGAGCAGACUUGUUUGGUCGAAAUCAUAUUCAUGCAGUGUUACGUAAGUGAACUGAAAUGGGGGUGGAACUUUAUUUAAAAAAAAAUAAUAAUAAUAAAAUAAAAAAGCUGUUCUUUUUUGUAUCACUGAACACUGUGAGAAUCACACAAUUAUUCCUGUUCAGCACCUUAUUUGUACUGGAGUCAUUAUCAUGAAUGUGUUCCUACGUGAAUUGAAUUUGAAACAUCAAAAGCGCUCUAAAAAGUAUCUGAAACACACUCUAAAACAGUUAGAAAACAUGAAAGUGCUAUAUUCAGCCACAAAAUGUUUUAAUAUAAUAUUUCCCUAUAUUUUUUACUGAUUUUUAACAGUUUUGUUUUAAAAAAAAAAAAUAGCAAAACUCAUGGGAACAAAUGUGAAUUUUAGUUCACAACAAUUGUUGAAUUGUGUGAACCAGCACCAGUUGAACUGUUUACCAACAUAAGUCACAUAAUGAAUAACUUUUCAUUCUUGUUUGUGUGAUGCUCUUCUUAUAAACAUGAGCUAUUCUCUAUUCUUAUUGUCUACAAUAAAAAAUAACUGGUUAGUAGUGAUAGACCUCUUUGCUUGUGUCGCUCACGUUGAACUUCUUCAUUCAAGCGCCAAAGUAGUGAUGUCUGUUACGUAACAAAAUAUAUUCUUAGCUUUAGCAUCGACAGAAAAAGGCCUAAAUUGAUGAUUCCUGUUGCUGCCUUAUGCAUUUUUGCUUAACAAGCUUUUGUUGGUUAAGGCCAAACUGUCAGGGUUUUUUGUGUUCUUUCCUUGUAAACCUAACAUAGUGUAACCAUAAGAGGACCAAGUUUUUGUUGAAUGUAUUGUCCAUUCAGUUGUACAUGCACAGGGAAUAAAAAAAAAAAAAAGAAAUUUAGUUGUAUGUGAUAUUUUC
Molecule: messenger RNA, 4594 nt
Organism: Phyllopteryx taeniolatus (common seadragon)
Lineage: Eukaryota; Metazoa; Chordata; Actinopteri; Syngnathiformes; Syngnathidae
Product: zinc finger and BTB domain-containing protein 5
Exons: 4
Coding region: 565-2718 (717 amino acids)
Biological process (GO): regulation of transcription by RNA polymerase II
Cellular component (GO): nucleus
Molecular function (GO): RNA polymerase II cis-regulatory region sequence-specific DNA binding; DNA-binding transcription factor activity, RNA polymerase II-specific; protein binding
Source: RefSeq, a predicted model, not a curated record